Messenger RNA from Caenorhabditis elegans, 1295 nucleotides. RefSeq names its product Alpha-2-macroglobulin RAP C-terminal domain-containing protein (gene C15C8.4). Gene Ontology annotation, molecular function: heparin binding; low-density lipoprotein particle receptor binding; receptor antagonist activity. The record is from RefSeq and is marked reviewed. NCBI's taxonomy places the organism in Eukaryota, Metazoa, Nematoda, Chromadorea, Rhabditida, Rhabditidae. The transcript is spliced from 4 exons. Bases 1 to 951 code for a protein of 316 amino acids. Gene Ontology annotation, cellular component: endoplasmic reticulum.
AUGAGAAAUCAUUUUUCAUUUCUGCUGUUUCUGCUCGUCAUUGGAUCGGCGCACAACAAGAAAACACAGUAUCGAACGGAACGGAUCAACUUCAUUUACGAAAAGGCAUUGCAGCAUGUUACUGAUCGACAAAAUUUAGCGAGGCUAGAGAAAGAGUUGUCCGGAUAUGAUGCGAUUUAUCUAGCUUCUAAAUCAAAUAGGCAGGGAACACAAGGAACUAAGGAAAUUGAUAAAAUCGAUGAUAAACUUGGCAAAAUUCUUGAGAAAUAUGGUUUGGAAAAAGCAGUUCUUGCGUUUAAAGAGAAGUACAAGCACAAAAACCUCUUCCAACAAACUGACGACAAUGAGCCACUUCCAAGUGGGAAAUUCACAGACCAAAAUCUUCAAAAACUUUGGUCUCAAGCACAAAAUGGUAAAUUCUCUCAAAAAGAAUUGAACGCAUUACAUGGAGAAUUAAAAGAAGUCGAACAGAAAAUGCGCGUUUACGAAGAUCAAUUGGAUGAUUUCAAGAAAGUUCCUCAUGAAAAUUCAAUUCAACACGACAUUGAAUCAAUUGGUGAUAAAACGAAAAAAUUGAAAGCAGCAAAUCGAGAAUUAAACGAUCAUCUUGAUGAAGUUCACCGAAAAGUUACAAGUGAAGAAUUUUCUCCAUUCAAUGAGCCACGUGUAAAACGACUUUGGAAGUUGGCUCAAGAAAAUGAAAAAUUGACGCCCCACGAGUUGAGUGUUCUGAAAGAUGAAUUAUCUCAUUUUGAAAGUCAGCUGAAGAAAAUCGAAUUCCAUAAGGAGGAAGUAUCUCGCCUUCAAGAAGAUGCAGAAGAACGUGGAAAGGAUAAAUCUCAAGUUUAUGAAAACUUGGAGCUAAGUAUCAAACAUGAAAAACUGAAUCGAAAAGCGCGGAAACUCGAAAAAUAUAUAGAAGAGAAAAUAAUUAUCCAUAGAGAACUCUAGAAACCCUUGUGAUUCUUCAUGCAAUCUAAUCAUGUCACCUAUCGUAUCAUAUCAUAAUGAGAGCUCAUUUCUACCUGCAUUUUUGGCCAUAAUAAUGAUAAUUACAGACGUCGUUUGAUUUUAUAAUUCUUCUAUUUUUCUCCAUUGUUCUUCUCUUGUCACGUGUAUAUUUUGUUCGUAAGCUACUUCAGAUUGUGAUAAUUUUGUACUUUCGGUCUUUUUUUGUAUUUCAAUUGUGAUAGAAUUCAUGGUGCUGUAUCUAAUUUUAUUGUGAUCAUCUGAAACCCUCCAGCACCCAACCCCGCCCCCAAGGUUAUACGUAUAAAAAUCUUGAAAAGUAUGUG